AUUUACACCGUCCAUGAUGAAAUCAAAGACAAGUCCUUUGAACUUAAUCUAAGUUGGAUCGGAGCUCCAACUAAUGCAAAACAUGAACUUGUGCCGCAAGACGUGUUCACUCAAGCCGAAGAGUACGCCAAGAAAGCCCUGGAAGAAGCCGACGACCUUGAUGAGGAAAUGGAAUAAAUCACUUUUGCAAAUAAAACCCCUUUAA
Molecule: messenger RNA, 205 nt
Organism: Dibothriocephalus latus
Lineage: Eukaryota; Metazoa; Platyhelminthes; Cestoda; Diphyllobothriidea; Diphyllobothriidae
Source: the annotation of a GenBank genome assembly